AUGCGCCGCUUGGGCGUCCCUCUGCUAUACGUGCUCGUUAUGCUCACGACUAUGCAGGCGAAAGCUGACGCGAUCACGGGCACGAUAGCCUCGACAGGGGCGGCACCCGACACUGCACCGUUGGCUACGACCCAUGACAAAGUUGCUACCAGAAGGAUUCGAAGCCCCGACAUACUGGAAGAGAGAGCACUGCCCGUUCCUCCUAAUGUGUUGCCCGAAUCCAUCCCGCCGACCAUUAAGUCGCUGACAAGGUCCUGGUUCGAGUCACUGCGGCCGAUGAUCAAGAACAGCCUUCCUUCGUUUACCACCUUCGAGUCCGGUCCGACAAAGUUGAGAAACUUUGUCAGGUCGUUGUGGCAACGACUGUCGAACAGUGUUUGCGUUCGGUAUUGGCUCUAUAGAGGAGAAACUGUGGAUAGCGUUUUUAGGCGACUGGGGCUCGACACUGGACUGGACAAAAUUGCGUACAGUCCAAAGUUUUACACUUGGGUUACGUUCGUCAACCUCUACAACCUGCACAACCCAAACAACAAGAUGUUAAUGAUGCCGAUACUCUCAUACACGUACUCGGAUUUGGCAGUGGCAAGGAUGAUUGAAGCAGCAGGCGACACUUCACUGGAACGUGCGCUGGCAUAUCGACUGGCUUGGGAACAGAAACUGUAUUGGGGCGAUACGAAAAAGUCUGGACUCGACGUGUUCGUGCUGCUCGAGCUCCACGAGGGAGGGCAAAACAUAUUUGAGCGUCCCGUGCUCAAUCGAUGGUAUAUGUACAUGAAGUGGGCGUAUGGUGAGAAUGCCAACUUGAACAUGGCAUUGGUGUUGACAAAGCAGUACAACCGGAGCGCGUUGGGUAAGAUGUUCAUAACCGCUCAGCCACAAGGCGGGUUUCGAAAAGUGCAGUGCGUGAAACUGGAAACGGCGGUCGGCAAGUACCUGCUCGCGCUCAGCCACCAGGCGGGUUUCAAAAAGUCUAGCGCGUGA
Hyaloperonospora brassicae is the source of this 981-nucleotide messenger RNA. The record is from the annotation of a GenBank genome assembly. Lineage: Eukaryota; Oomycota; Peronosporomycetes; Peronosporales; Peronosporaceae.